Molecule: messenger RNA, 3386 nt
Organism: Larimichthys crocea (large yellow croaker)
Lineage: Eukaryota; Metazoa; Chordata; Actinopteri; Sciaenidae
Gene: ywhaba
Product: tyrosine 3-monooxygenase/tryptophan 5-monooxygenase activation protein, beta polypeptide a
Exons: 7
Coding region: 164-898 (244 amino acids)
Source: RefSeq, a predicted model, not a curated record
UGGCGGGGGGAGGGGUGGGGUUUUAGAGGAAGCGGAAGUGUCAGAGCAGGCGGAAGUGGUACUGCCCUGAACACCGUGACCAGCGAGCGGAGGACGGCUUGAUAAACUCCCCAUCGACCAGAGACUAAACCCGGGACUCCUUAGCACGCUCCGAAUCCUAAAAAUGGAUAAGAACGACCUGGUGCAGAAAGCCAAGCUGGCAGAGCAGGCCGAGCGCUACGACGACAUGGCGGCUGCCAUGAAGGCCGUGACGGAGCAGGGCCAGGAGCUGAGCAACGAGGAGCGCAACCUGCUCUCUGUCGCCUACAAGAACGUGGUUGGGGCUCGUCGUUCAUCCUGGCGCGUCAUCUCCAGCAUUGAGCAGAAGACGGAUGGGAGCGAGAAGAAACAGCAGAUGGCACGCGAAUACCGUAUGAAGAUCGAGGCUGAACUCCAAGAAAUCUGCCAGGACGUGCUGAACCUGCUUGGCGAUUACCUCAUUCCCAUAGCAACUCAGGCGGAGAGCAGGGUGUUCUACCUCAAAAUGAAAGGAGACUACUUCAGAUACCUGUCAGAGGUGGCCUCUGGGGACUCAAAGAAGGACACAGUGGAGAACUCUCAGCAGGCCUACCAGGACGCCUUCAACAUCAGCAAGAAGGAGAUGCAGCCAACACACCCCAUCCGGCUGGGCCUGGCCCUGAACUUCUCCGUCUUCUACUACGAAAUCCUCAACUCGCCCGAGCAGGCCUGCUCUCUGGCCAAGCAGGCUUUCGAUGAGGCGAUCGCCGAGCUCGACACCUUGAACGAGGACUCGUACAAAGACAGCACGCUGAUCAUGCAGCUACUAAGGGACAACCUUACUCUGUGGACAUCAGAAAACCAGGGAGACGAGGGCGAGACCGGCGACGGAGAGAACUAGAGCGCACUUCACUGUUAACCCAUCCCCACUCUCUUCCUUCCUUCCUUCCUUCCUUCCUUCCUUUCUUCCUCCUUUUAUCUCUCUUCCUCUUUCUUCUCCUCUUCUUCGUACACAUAAAACAGCCCGUUCAUUCCCUCGUCCCACUUUUUUCAAAGCCCAGCCUCCCAACUUCCCUUCUGUAUAACCAACAGCAUGAAUAGUACCUGACCUUCACGAGCAGAUACGAUGAAAGAGAAAAGGAGAGGGAAUUUAAAAAAAAAAGAAGUCCAUCAGCCCAAACAUCCCUCCGUCCCUCCUUCCACCCUCCCUCUUUAUUAUGGCACUCCGAGGCGGACCAGUAGAGUAAAAGCCACUGGCCGGUCAAGUCUUACAGCACGCAGGGAGGGUUUUUAUCCAGAACCACAAAUUCAGUUCACAUUCCCGUUUUUUUUAGCCUUUUCAUUUAAUCUGUCUCCUCCAUUCCUUCCGUUCUUCCCUCCCUCCUAACCUCCUCUGCCCUCCCCUCCCUCCGCUCUCUAGCGAGUUAAUGCAUUUAUAUAUAUAUAGUUGUCCAUCCCUUCUUCUUUUUUUUGGCUUUUCUUAGUGUACUGGCUGGUUUUAUUCCACUCUAAACAAAACCGACAACAACAAACAAAGGUUAUUAAACUGUCCGUUUAUUUUCAACAAACACUGUGAUGCUUAAGUUUUUCCUCCACCUCGCCGCCAGAUUUGAGUUUGAUGGCAAAAGAAAAUAAAGAAUCAGCUGGGAGGGUGUGUGUGUUUGAACAGCAGUACGAUUCUGCUGAGGUUCAUACAGAAGGGUGCUCCUACAAGGCUGUAUUGUGACACUGACAAAUCUAAAAAAAAACAAACCAAGCGUUUCACCUGCUGCGUGAUCAAAUCACAUUUCUGUUUCACUCUCUAACCCCGAGUUUUAUUUGAUGCCAUUCUCCAGAUUAAAAAAAAAAGGAGCUGAAACUGAUUUGAGAAAUCAUUAAAGACUAAAAAAAAAAACAUUCCAUCUUAAUGUUUGAUCCAAAUAAAGUAAAAAUAAAAACCCGCCUGCUUCCUUUGGAUCCGCCUCCCGUCAAGGUGCUGUCGAACAUCAGUCCAGUCCUCGUCCCUGAACUUUGGUUCAUUUCUUUCUUGUUUUUGCGAUUGCUCUUCGUCUUUAACAGAAAUCAAACUCCGGUUUUUGAAAAAACUGUAAAAUUGUAAAACGUUUUUAGAGCUUAACUGUAAAUCUGUCUUUUGGAGAAAAAGAAUCACAAAAAAACAAACGGUUUGUUGUUGAUGUUAACACCCGCUUGCAAUGGAAACCCUGAAGCCGUUACAGUCAGCUGCUGUUCAGAGCUUUUUCUUUUCUUUCCCUCCUUUUUGCCCCUUUUUACUGCUCGUACCGACAAGUCUACAAGUUUCCGGUCGCUGCUUGAAUGGUCCGACGAGAACGUGUGCCGUCAUCUUAUCACCGUGUGAAUCUACCGCGGAUGGACACCCAACGCAACGUCCCGCUUCUGCAUUGACCAAAUCAAAUUUUAAGGUUAAAACUGUCAAACUGGAGACGGAAAACAAAGGAAGCCGUGAAGCCGAUCGGCCCGUUAUCUACCUGUGGAAGAGUUCAUAAACAUAUUUACGCGUCGGCCUUUUUUGAUAUUUCGACUGCGUUUAGAAAAAGAGAGAACACUCGACUGAUUUCAGAUCUGAUUCUUUAAUAAUUCAAACGUUUGAAGUGGUAAUCCUGCCUGUACUCACUCCUAAAAUCUUAAAAUCCCAAACCAAACUUUAAGAAAUAUCGUCCAACCAACCUGACAGACGAGAAAUAGUUGAAUGAUAGUUUGUUCCUCCGCUCAGUGUCACAAUAACCUUGGCAUUAACCAUCUCGACAUUCCACUCUGUAGGUGUAGAAAAGUCAUGUGUCUCAGUGUUUAUUUGUUUUGUUUUUUUUCUUCUUUUUUUGCUGGGGACAAAAUGUUUUCAUGCACUGACGUUUAAAAGAAAAAAAAAAGGUAAAAGUAAUUAUUCCUCCCUGCCGCUCUUUUUUCUCGUUAGCUGAACAAAAAGGCAGUUACGCUUUCUAAAGGAAAAAAUGAUCCCAUGCAGUAGUGAAUGUGGCACCGAGCCUGUCUGUAUAUCUGGUAUCUCAAAUCAUUUUUUGUUUUUACUGACCAGUAUUCUGCUUAAAAUAAAAAGGAAAAAAAAAAAAAAAUAACCCAAAAAAAAAAACAAAAAAAAAAGUUUGCUUCUGUGACGGUUUUAUUGCUUAGCGCGCACGUGGUUGUGAAAAUUUAGACUUAGCUUAAGGACGCCGAUUAAAAAAUUACCAAAAAACACAAAAAAAACCCUUCGACACUUCCCCUCCCCCAUCCUGGUUAUUGACGUAAUACUAGAUUUGUGUAUGUCUUUUAAAAAAAAAAAAAAAAAAAUCCAACUAGUUUCACCUUACAUGUUAUAAACAGGACAAAAUGUAAAAGACAAUUUAAAGUGAAAUAAAGGUUUUAUCAGUUCCGAA